Podospora pseudocomata is the source of this 531-nucleotide messenger RNA. RefSeq lists its product as uncharacterized. NCBI's taxonomy places the organism in Eukaryota, Fungi, Ascomycota, Sordariomycetes, Sordariales, Podosporaceae. Gene Ontology annotation, molecular function: zinc ion binding; cytidine deaminase activity. The record is from RefSeq and is a predicted model, not a curated record. The transcript has 2 exons. Gene Ontology annotation, cellular component: cytosol. Bases 1 to 531 code for a protein of 176 amino acids.
AUGGCAACCCAAACCACCAUCCCACCCACAAUCCUCUCCACCUCCUCCCCGACCGACAUCGCCUCCACAUGCGAGACGUUUGCCCUCUCCAGGGAGGAGUUUGACAACCUCCACCGCUCAGCAAAAGAAGCCAAAAGCCAUUCCUACUCCCCCUACUCCAAAUUCCGCGUCGGCAAUCUCAUCAUCACAGGCGCGAACGUAGAAAACGCCUCCUACCCCGUCACAACCUGCGCAGAGCGCACCGCCCUCUGUAAAGCCGUCACCACCGUCCACCCCCCCAACUCCAUCUCCUGGGCCUCCAAAACCCUAGAGUUCAAAGCCAUAGCAGUAGCAACAGACAUCUCCCCCCCAGCCUCCCCCUGCGGCAUGUGCCGACAGGCCAUCCGCGAGUUUUGCUCCGUAGAAAUUCCAAUCAUCAUGUUCGACGGUGAGAACGGUUACGCGGUCCUCAGACUAAAGGAACUACUUCCCCUGAGCUUUGGGCCGGAGGCGUUGGGGAAGGAGGAUUUGGGGCGGAGGGAGGAUUCUUAG